Molecule: messenger RNA, 507 nt
Organism: Drosophila innubila
Lineage: Eukaryota; Metazoa; Arthropoda; Insecta; Diptera; Drosophilidae
Exons: 3
Source: RefSeq, a predicted model, not a curated record
AUGUUGCUACUCUUCGUUUACCUUGUUCUAAAUCUGAUACUUAAUCAGGUGCAGACAGCUUCCAAUCAGCCUUCAUUACGUAGUAAAUUUACAAAGAUAUCUGUUGAUUCCGAUGCCGAUAUCAUCUCAAAUCUCACGGGCUGGCUUUCUUCAGAUGCAACUCUGUGUUUGGAUGUAUAUGUGAAAAGGAUAAUAACGACAGCUCGUACAACCAUAACCGUUAAAUACAAGGUUGAGGACUCGGAGAAUUACCUUACACUGUUAAACUAUGAUGUUGACACCUGUAAAACACUGAAAGAUCUAAUGCAAGUCGGUCUGACGAGCAUUUGGUUUCGCAACGUGAGCAAAUAUGGAAAUUUCAGCUCAAGUUGUCCGAUUAAACCUGGUUACUAUCACAUGCGAAAUUUUCAACUGGAGAGCAAAAGCAUUCCGGUUUAUCUAAGACCAGGCAACUAUCGCAUUAAGGUUUUCAACUAUAAUGGCAAACCGAAUACCAAUACCAAAGCC